AUGCCUCCCACUGCUGCCGUCAAAUCUGCUAGGUCUUCCAUUUACGGUUGGACUAAAAAGCGAUCAGUAUCACCAUCUUCUUCAUCACAACAGUCCACCUCAACUUCAAAGCCCAAGAUGGCUCAACAACCUCAUCAACAAUACUCUCAACCAACCAUGCCUGCACCUAGAAGGCCGGAGGAGAGCCCAUAUUUUGAGGAGGAUUACAGUGAUGAGAUCAUGGUGUAUAUGCAUUCUAUGGACAACUCCACUCUCGCUUCUGCCGAACUCAUGGACAUGCAACCCGAACUUCAAUGGUUCAUGCGUCCCUACCUCAUUGAUUUCCUCAUCGAGGUUCACCAACAAUUCCGUCUUCGCCCGGAAGUCCUCUACCUUGCCAUGAACAUCGUCGACAGAUAUGUGUCUAAACGGGUGGUAUACAAGAAGCACUAUCAGCUCGUUGGUUGUGCAGCAUUGUGGAUCGCUGCGAAAUUCGAAGAUGGGAAGGACAAGGUACCUCUCGUAAGAGAAUUAGCAGAGAUGUGCUGCAAAGCAUAUGAUGAAAGUGCUUUCAUUCAAAUGGAAGGCCAUGUCCUCUCUACCAUCGGUUGGAACAUCGGACACCCUUCUGCUGAAGCUUGGUUAAGGAUCAACACCUCCGGUCACAGUUACGAAGAUCCCAAGGUCCAAAAUAUGGCUAGGUUUUUGAUGGAAAUCACCCUCUUCCACCGAGAAUUUGUUGGUAUCCAAUCAUCACUGGUCGCUUCCGGUGCCCUCAUGCUUGCUCGAUUCAUCUGUGGAAAAGCUCGAAAACCCGUAGCUCGACAUGAAAAUGUCGCUGUCCGAAUAGCUCUUGCCAUCGACAAACACUUUGCCGAGAAGCUUGAAAACAUAUCCGAAAUCGUCAUCCGAAAAUACGCUCCCACUUAUUACGGUCGAUGUUCUACCAUUUGUCGAGAAUGGUACCUUUCUGGAAGAAGAUUCGUUUACAACCCCGAAGCUCCUGCUACACCUAUCUCAACCAAUCUUCCCACACCCGGACUUGCUCCUUCUGGAUCAGGUGGAUGGCCAUCGAAACGUGGAUCAUGGGCUACUGGUUCUCCCGGUGGUUCCAUCUCAUGUGCUUCUUCCGAAGCUGGUGAUGAUGCUCCACUUACUCCUAUCACUCCUGUCCACUCUCAUGUCAUCGAUCCCUUCUCUGUCGCAUCAAAGGAAAAUAUCGCUCCAGGAGUCUACGGGUCCAACCCUUCUGCCAGUAUGUCAAAGGAUUCCGUCUCAAGUCUUUCUGUCAACGUCACAAGUGCAAAACCAUUACCUCAACAACCAGUCUACGCUCAACGGCCUCCUCUUCACGCUCUCCCAGCGGUGGGAGAUCUCUCCCUUCCUAACCGAUCGAUGAGACGGUUGAGCAAUUAA
Messenger RNA from Kwoniella shivajii, 1395 nucleotides. RefSeq lists its product as uncharacterized. The coding region runs from base 1 to 1395 and encodes 464 amino acids. Gene Ontology annotation, molecular function: cyclin-dependent protein serine/threonine kinase regulator activity. Lineage: Eukaryota; Fungi; Basidiomycota; Tremellomycetes; Tremellales; Cryptococcaceae. Gene Ontology annotation, biological process: mitotic cell cycle phase transition; regulation of cyclin-dependent protein serine/threonine kinase activity. The transcript has 2 exons. The record is from RefSeq and is a predicted model, not a curated record. Gene Ontology annotation, cellular component: cyclin-dependent protein kinase holoenzyme complex; nucleus; cytoplasm.